GUUUCAGGGUGGCAUCGUUGAGUCAUCGUUCACACGGAAGGAAGGCUCCGCAUCAUGCUAAAAACAAGCUGGCAGCUGGACGAUGCGCGCGGACGGGAAGAAGGAGGUGACGGAGACGGCGGUCGCACGCACAAUUUCCCACUUGAAAUGAAAAAGCUGAGCACGACCGGUCGUAGAGGGGGCAACGGUGAUGCAUGCAUCUCGGGCACUUUCAGCAAUGUCAGAUGCCGAGCGAAUCGUGGUGGGGAAACUCGUGGCCUGACGCCACUACGCACACCUCUACCCCAAGCUUCUAGUCUAGCCUUAAUAGUCAUCCACUGGAAGCCGGAGACGAUCAAGCCGGGACGAAACCUCUUUCUCUGGAUACCGAUCAUCCACACAGCGAUCUACCCUUUUUAUUUUUUCUUCUUCUUUCUUUUCUUUUCGGUGUCACGAGACAGGUGACAUUCAAGUGGUGUUCAAGUGGGCAGUGAAACGUGAUUUUGUGACCAAGUUUCAAUUGAUCGAUCGGUGAUUGAACGUGGUGGUUGACAGUUGGCUGCCUUCGAUCGGGCUGCAUCGGUUUGCUUUUUCAACAACCGCCGGACAAUCGCUGGUCCGAUCGAAGUGCAGCCGCGCUUGAACUGGACACGUUUGACUCUUCAACGAGGUUGAACGUCGCGAAGGUGGUGCGAUAUUUUGUUUCUUUCUUUGCGAACGAAUUCACGUGGCGCUGAACGAUGCAAGUGAUAUUCGGUGCGGUUGGUGCGUACAAUCGUGGUGCUCGGUCGAAGUGACAGACUCGCCGGUGGGAAUACACGGAGAGUUCGUCGUUUGCUCGUUUUUCUUCGUUGUUUUUUUUUUUUUUUUUUACAGCAAGUCGUCGAUGCGUUGUUUUUGGAUUUAUUGGAUUUCUAAUGAAUUAUUCAUGAGUUUUGUUUCUAUGACAGAUUCAUCUCCCGCGGACUUUGGGUGGCUCGUGUUUCUAUUUUCGAGGUACGAGACUCGUGCACCAGGAUAAAAAUGAACGUGAAUCUUCUCAUCUUUUUUUUUUCUUUUUUUUU
Frieseomelitta varia is the source of this 1043-nucleotide messenger RNA. RefSeq lists its product as uncharacterized. The record is from RefSeq and is a predicted model, not a curated record. NCBI's taxonomy places the organism in Eukaryota, Metazoa, Arthropoda, Insecta, Hymenoptera, Apidae. Bases 55 to 444 code for a protein of 129 amino acids. The transcript has 2 exons.